AUGGCCAUGUUCCGCUUGUCAGAUACCCCGCGAUUCACACCACGUUGUCCGAAUAGACGACAAAGAAUAGCGUGUGUAGCACAGGUACAAUUUUAUUCUUCCAGAGCUAGUACUUCUCAAACGGCAUCCUUCAUACCAAUCCAACCGAAAAUUAUAUCUCAAAGCUGGAGAAAAUACGGUUUGGAUAGAGCUCGAAUUACCGGCGAUACAUCUCAGAUAGGAAUUAAUCCGAGGAUUAUUCAUCGCAAUAUGGCUUCAUCUACGGAUACGAUUUUGAAGGGGAAAUACCCGGCAAAAGAACAUGUGAGGAAGGUCGUGGAAUAUAUUAAGAGUAAGGAGCCGGAGGCAGAGGGACUCUUGUAUUUGGAGGCGCAGAAGACGAUUAUGAUUGAGGACAAUGACGAGGCUGCUCCUUUCAGACAACGACGCUUUUUCUACUAUCUCACCGGCUGCGAUCUCCCUGACGCUUACUUUACCUAUGACAUCGCAAAAGACAAAAGCACCCUCUUCAUUCCCCCAAUCGACCCGGAAUCAGUCAUCUGGACUGGUCUUCCUCUUUCUCCUGAAGAAGCACUCGCCCGUUAUGACGUCGACGAAGUCCUCACGACCGAUACCAUAAACGCGCAAUUGGCCCUCCCAAACCAAACAAAGGUCUGGGCUAUCGCACCCCAGAUUUCUACCCACAUAACCUUCCUUGAAUUUCCCCAGAAAGAUUUCACGCUCCUCAAGGAAGCUAUUGAAGAAGCUCGUGUACGCAAAUCAGAGUAUGAAGUUGCGUUGAUGAGAAGGGCGAAUGAGAUUUCAGAAGUGGGACACACGGCAGUUUUGAAAGCAGUUAAACAUGCGAAGAAUGAAAGGGAAUUGGAGGCGCUUUUUAUCAAAGAGAGCAUUGCGAAUGGAGCGAGAGAACAAGCUUAUCACAGCAUUGUGGCUAGUGGUACAGCGGCUGCUACCUUGCAUUAUAUGAAGAAUUCAGAGGAGUUGGAGGGAAAAUUGAAUUUGCUUUUGGAUGCUGGAGGAGAGUAUCAAUGUUAUGCUUCGGAUAUUACAAGAACCUUUCCAAUAAACGGCCACUUCACACCCGAAUCUCGCUCCAUCUACGAUAUCGUGCUCUCCAUGCAAUCGCAAUGUAUUUCUAUGCUCAAAGCCGGUAUUUCCUGGGAUGAAGUACAUCUCCUUGCCCACAAAGUCGCGAUCGAGGGACUUCUCUCCUUAGGAAUCUUGAAAGGUGGUAAAGAAGAGAUUUUAAAAGCAAGAACAAGCGUAGCGUUUUUCCCGCAUGGAUUAGGACAUUAUCUCGGAAUGGAUACGCAUGACACUGGUGGACAUCCAAACUAUGAGGAUAAGGAUAGAUUGUUUAGAUAUUUGAGAGUUAGGGGAAAUUUGCCAGAGGGGAGUGUAGUUACUGUUGAACCGGGUAUCUAUUUCUGUCGCUUCAUCAUUGAACCAUAUCUUAAAGAUCCAGCACAUGCUCAAUAUAUCAACUCGGAUGUUUUGGAGAAGUACUGGGAAGUUGGAGGUGUAAGAAUUGAAGAUAAUAUUCUGAUCACGAAAGAUGGUUAUGAUAAUUUAACGACGGUGGUUAAGGAUGUGGAGGAGAUGGAAAAGAUUAUUAAUGGGUCUUAG
This is a messenger RNA of Botrytis fragariae, 1626 nucleotides long. RefSeq names its product putative xaa-pro dipeptidase protein. Lineage: Eukaryota; Fungi; Ascomycota; Leotiomycetes; Helotiales; Sclerotiniaceae. Gene Ontology annotation, molecular function: metalloaminopeptidase activity; manganese ion binding. The record is from RefSeq and is a predicted model, not a curated record. Bases 1 to 1626 code for a protein of 541 amino acids. The transcript has 5 exons.